Molecule: messenger RNA, 1746 nt
Organism: Miscanthus lutarioriparius
Lineage: Eukaryota; Viridiplantae; Streptophyta; Magnoliopsida; Poales; Poaceae
Source: the annotation of a GenBank genome assembly
AUGGGCACCGAUUCACCGCCGUCGUCGUCGUCAACGGCGCCGGUGGCCGUUGGCGCGAAGAACGCCGUGAGGGCCGUGGCACAGCACCACCGGGCCGUGGUCGGGUUCCUCCUCGGUUUCUUCCUCGUCCUCCUGCUCUACACUACUCUGUCUUCGCAGUUCGGUUCACAAACCGCCAUUGGUGUCCUACAGUCUUCGUCGGGCGGGCGUAGUGGUCAAGCCGCCAGGGCUGCUGCUCCAUCGUUGCCGUCGUCUUCGUCUACGCCGAGUAAUUUGGCACAAGGUGAUUAUAUGGAGGAAGAUGGCGGGCAUAAAAAUGAUAAACCUAACAAGAUGGAGGAAGAACAUAUCCAAGGCGAUGCCCAUCGAAUUGGAAAGAACAAUCAAUCUGAAGCCAAAUUAGAUGUCAAGAAUGGGCAAAAUGCGGAGCAGACAGGCCAGCAAGGAGCGAGCGAUGCAAGUGACAGAAUGGAGGAAGAGCUCAUCCGGCAAGAAAUCGAUCAAGGCGGCGGCAACAAGAACGAUACCAUCAUCGAGCCUGCUACGGCGCCACGCAAGCCAAUCUGCGACCUCUCCGAUCCCAGGUACGACAUCUGCGAGAUCUCCGGCGACGCACGAACCAUGGGAGCCAACCGCACCGUUCUCUACGUGCCGCCCGUCGGCGAGCUCGGCGCGGACAGCCAGGAAUGGAGCAUCCGUGACCAGUCUCGCAAGUACCUGGAGUACAUCAACAAGGUCACGGUGAAGUCUUUGAACGCUUCCCAGGCGGCGCCAGAGUGCACCUCCCGGCACGCCGUCCCGGCGCUGGUGUUCGCGAUGAAUGGGCUCACGUCCAACCCAUGGCACGACUUCAGCGACGUGCUCAUCCCGCUCUUCACCACCACGCAUGCCUUGGAGGGCGAGGUGCAGUUCCUCGUCUCCGAUCUCCAGCCGUGGUUCGUGGAUAAGUACAGGCUCAUCCUCAGGAACCUCUCUCGCUACGACAUUGUCGACUUCAACCGAGACGGCGGCGUCCGGUGCUACCCGCACGUCACCGUCGGCCUCCGUGGCCACCGCGACCUCGGCAUCGACCCUGCACGCGCCCCGCGGAACUACACCAUGCUCGACUUCCGCCUCUACAUCCGCGAAAUCUACGGGCUGCCGCCCGCAGGGGUCAGCAUCCCGUAUAAGGAGGCGAACAGCAACGCUGCUACUGCUGCCUCCGGCGCCCCAGAGCAGCAGCAGCAGCGGAAGCCACGGCUGAUGCUUAUCAACCGUGGCAGGACGAGGAAGUUCGUCAACUUCCCAGAGAUCGUCGCAGCUGUUCAGAUGGCUGGGUUCGAGGUUAUCCCGAUCGAGCCGCGCAGGGACCUCAGCGUGGAGGAGUUCUCCCGGGUCGUGGACUCGUGCGACGUGCUCAUGGGCGCGCACGGGGCCGGGCUCACCAACUUCUUCUUCCUCCGUACCAACGCGGUGAUGCUGCAGGUGGUGCCGUGGGGGCAUAUGGAGCACCCGUCCAUGGUGUUCUACGGCGGGCCGGCCAAGGAGAUGCGGUUGCGAGACGUCGAGUACAGCAUCGCGGACGUGGAAAGCACGCUCUACGACAAGUACGGCAAGGACAACCCGGUGGUUAGCGACCCGGAGUCCAUACACAGGCAUGGGUGGCAGUUUGGGAUGAAGUAUUACUGGAUAGAGCAGGACAUCAGGCUCAACGUCACAAGGUUUGCUUCCACGCUGCAGCAGGUGCUUCGGAUGCUCAGCGAAUAG